This is a messenger RNA of Coprinopsis cinerea okayama7#130, 2929 nucleotides long. Its product is annotated as spindle pole body-associated protein sad1. The record is from RefSeq and is a predicted model, not a curated record. Gene Ontology annotation, molecular function: protein-membrane adaptor activity. Gene Ontology annotation, biological process: nuclear envelope organization. NCBI's taxonomy places the organism in Eukaryota, Fungi, Basidiomycota, Agaricomycetes, Agaricales, Psathyrellaceae. Gene Ontology annotation, cellular component: nuclear envelope; meiotic nuclear membrane microtubule tethering complex. The transcript is spliced from 2 exons. Bases 1 to 2637 code for a protein of 878 amino acids.
AUGCCUAUCGCUGCACAACACAACCCGAACCACUCUUGGGCCUCCUCUUCCCGGAGCCAGCAACACAUCCCCCGGAGCACCUCUGUUGAAUAUGAGGAACAGGCCCGAACCGCCGCUGCUCGACGGUUACCUGGUCCCAACAGCCGCAUCGCUGGUCGCGCGAGCUCUUCCAACACUUUGAAACCACCCUCGCGAAACCGUUCUCUACAACACGUGCCGGAUUCCGAAGGCGAAGAUUCCAUUGGUCCCAAUGGCCGCGCAACCAGCCCUUACCAGGCUGUCAUCGCUGCCGCCAAGCGAGCGCUGGCGCCCGCACUCGACCCGGCAACCUACUAUGUACGAGAACGGACUCCCGAGGGAGAGGGGAACUCUGUCGAGCACCCGAGUGGAAGCGCUCCGGGCAACGAUACUACUUACAGCUACGAGGAGGAGGAACGGUUUGUCCAAGACCUCCAGGCUGCAAAGUCUGAACAGCGAAUUAGUGGAAGGCGAGGCCGGAUAUCUAAAGAUAACCAAGCCUACAAACCCACGUCGGACGACGAGUACUCUUCGGAAGAUGACGACGACGAUCGCAAACGGAGAAGAAGAGCAAAACCAGCAAUCCGUUUAAACAACCUACCCACUGUCGCCGGUGGCAAGACGACGAGAAAACGACGGACGAAGAGCAAGAGCAACAUCCUAGCAGCCGACGAGGAUGUCAGUGAAGACAUCUCGCAGUCAGACAUACGAUCUCAGUCAGCCGCCGCCUCUCAGCGAGCAUCCGUCCCUCGGAUAUCUGUGGAACCUGUGCCCCCUCCCGACGACCAAUCCCUUUCAAUGGCUGAAAGUGGACUGCAUUCAAUACCUGAAGUUCCCGAAGAUGACAUUCGUCCACAAUCCGAACCCCCUGAACCUGAAGCCACUGCGAAACAGUCGCGAGCGCAGAGCAAACCACCCUCCACAGGAAGGCCACGGAAGAACUCCCGGUCCUCCACUCCCGUCCGCUCCCAACAACGAUUCUCCAUCGGUGCCAUUCUCGGCAGGAUGUUCAACGUAUUCUUCGUCUUAUUAUCGUCCAUAACCCUGAUUAUUGGUCGUGGCUUUGGCACGGUGUUCCACACUGUCUUCAGCCGACCAUCGCAAUGGAUCUCGAGUGCACGACCUGGCUUUUUCCGGAUGGUGGGCAAGUACAUCUUCUUCGCGGCCACCAUCCUCUCGGCAUGGUACAUGCUCCAGCAUCCCGCCCUCCAUUCACUUAUCCCCAGCUUCGACCGGUCGACCUCGCCCAUCUACGUCCCACCUCCCGUCCCACCACAAGAUAUCUCCGAAGUCACGGCCCGUUUGGCACUGAUCGAGAAGGCUCUUUCCGGACUUACAGUCGAGAGCGAGAAGAACAAGGCCAAGGUUGAGGAAUCUGCCAAAGGUUUCACGGACAUCCACCACAAACUCGGAGAAAUCGAGGGCAAGUGGUCAGCAGAGACCAAGCGGAUCCUGGACACCGAAUCUCGCGCUCGUGGUGCCCUCGGCUCGACUGUCAGUAGCGUCAAAGAAGAGAUCGCAGCGCUUCAGGCUCAAAUCGAGGCUCAGAAAAAGGCGUACGAGAAGGAGAAGGCUCGGGUUCCUGCUGGCAGUGAUGAAGAGGCUCGGGCGAAGCUCAAGGCUUUGGAGGACAAGUUGCUUGGUUUCGAGGGUCCCUUGAAGGAGGCUUUGGAGCUUGGUAAGAAGCUAGCAUCGACACCCGCUGCGCCUGCCCCUCCCGCCGGUACAGCCUGGUGGAACAAGGUUAUCGCUGGUUCCAAGGGUCGCUUGCAGAUCACCACUCCAGAUGGCCAAGAUGUCACCGGUCUCAUCUCCCAACUCGUCGACCACUCUGUGGCCAACGCGAUGAACAACAAGGAGCUCAAGGUCGAUUUCGCGCUCCAUUCCGCUGGCGCACGCGUUAUUCCCUCUCUUACCUCUCCCACCUUUGAGAUCAAGCCCAACUCUAUCCGAGCGCAAGUCGCUGGUCUCAUCACGAACAACGGCAAAGCGAUUGGUCGACCACCUGUUACUGCUCUCCAUCCUGACACCUACAGUGGCGAUUGCUGGCCCAUGUUUGGCUCGAGUGGCCGAUUGGGCGUCGCACUCGCCGCACCUGUCUACAUCGACGAAAUCACGAUCGACCACGUCGCCAAGGAAGCCGCCUUCGACAUGCGCAGCGCACCUCGGCAGAUGGAAGUCUGGGGCCUCGUCGAAGGCGCCGACAACCUCGCCAAAGUCAAGGAAUGGCAGGACAGCGAGUUGCUUUCGAGGAAAGUGGCGGCUGAGGCUGCGGGUGAGGUCGUCGAUGAUGCAUGGGAGAAGAGGGAUCGGGAAGCGCAAGCUGCGCUCCUCCCACCCGGACUACCCAAAUCGGGCGGGACGUACAUCCGUCUGGCAAAUUUCACGUAUGACAUUCAUGCGCCGAGGAAUGUGCAGACGUUUGGUGUGGAUCCGAAGAUCAAGGAGCUUGGUGUUGACUUUGGGGUUGUGUCGUUGAGGAUUUUGAAUAAUUGGGGGAGGGAUGAAUAUACGUGUUUGUAUAGGUUUAGGGUGCAUGGGAGGAAGUUCGGGGAGGUCCCGCCAGUUUGGGCGCCGGAGAGUGAGGGGGAGGGACAGGUUGAGCAGGAGUCGUCGUGAUCGUGGUGAUCUUGAUGUGAAGUUGAACCUAUGUGGCUCUCUUUUUUCCUGCUUCUCUCGACGACGACAGCACGACGCGAUAUGAAAUUAUGAAGAUAUGAAUAUCCUGUUUUGGAUAAGCGAUGCCUCUUACAUGUCUCUUCCUCCUCUCCUCUUCCCUUCCCUUCUCUCCGACAACCCUCCCUCCACCCACCUCUCCCGUCCGCCUACCUCCUUUCUCUCCGUGAUUUAUUCCCCUUAUUUAGUUGCAUUCAUGGCCCUUUUUAGUGGUUCCCUUAUGUGUGUUAUUAGC